Cherax quadricarinatus is the source of this 2708-nucleotide messenger RNA. Lineage: Eukaryota; Metazoa; Arthropoda; Malacostraca; Decapoda; Parastacidae. The record is from RefSeq and is a predicted model, not a curated record.
CCUGGUGAUGGUAAGGGAGGGUACAGCAGGGGCUUGCCCACUGCUGGUGCUGCUGCUGCUCGUCAUCAAUGCUUCUUGUGUCAUCAACUUCACUUCUGCCUUGCAAGAUGAUCUUCAUCAAUGCCACGACUCCACCCACCACCCACACCCCACACCGUGGUCUGGUGUGCCGCUAGGUGAGAAGGAUUCAGAUGACAGCACUAACAGCCAGGUUGACACUGGCCUUCACGCUGAGGACAGUAGUGACAGCCAGGCUGACACUCAGCUACACCCCCAGGACAGUGCUGAGCAAGAACUUCGUCAGCUGAGAACGCCACACGUCCUACACGGAAACAACUUUGAGUCGAUCAAAGAAGAGAGAACUAACAAAGUUCUUGAAGCAGCACCUCAGGUCGACUCACGACGUGAUGUUCGACGUCUUGGCCAUCGACUCUUUAGGGAUAGACAAUACGGAGGUCGAUACACAGAAAGCAGCAGAAACGUCGAUACUCGCUAUAGCGGACAUCGAAGCAUUUUCAACCAACGAGAUGAAAACAGCCGACUGGACGCCCGACUAACACAGGGUCGUAGACUAGAUGCCCGACUAACACAGGGUCGUAGACUAGAUGCCCGACUAACACAGGGUCGUAGACUAGAUGCCCGACUAACACAGGGUCGUAGACUAGAUGCCCGACUAACACAGGGUCGCAGAUUAGAUGCCCGACUAACACAGGGUCGUAGACUGAAUGCGAGACUAACAGGUCAUAGACUGGAGACAACAGUAGCUGAACGACGACUCUUUACUCGGGAAACCGACAAACAAAGGCUUAACGUCAGACAAAGACAGACAAUCUUGAGCAAAAGAAGCACUGAUGUUAAUGGUCACCUUGACACAAGGAAGACACCUGAUGACAGACGUAUUGAAAUAAAUAGGAACCCUGAUGGUCGUCUUGAAACCAGGAGGAGCUCUGAUGGUCGUCUUGACACCAGGAGGAACUCUGACGGUCGUCUUGACACCAGGAGGAACUCUGAUGGCCAUCUUGACACCAGGAGCACCUCUGAUGGUCGUGUCGACACCAGGAGGAACUCCGAUGGUCGUCUUGACACCAGGAGGAACUCUGAUGGUCGUGUAGACACCAGGAGGAACUCUGAUGGUCGUCUUGACAUCAGGAGGAACUCUGAUGGUCGUCUUGACACCAGGAGGAACUCUGAUGGUCGUCUUGACAUCAGGAGAAACUCUGAUGAUCGUCUUGGCACCGGAAGGAACUUGGAUGGUCGUCUUAUCACCAGAAGGAACAUUGAUGGUCGUCUUGACACAAGGAGGAACUCUGAUGGCCAUCUUGACACCAGGAGCACCUCUGAUGGUCGUCUUGACACCAGGAGGAACUCUAAUGGUCGUCUUGACACCAGGAGGAACUCUGAUGGUCGUCUUGACAUCAGGAGGAACUCUGAUGGUCGUGUAGACACCAGGAGGAACUCUGAUGGUCGUCUUGACACCAGGAGGAACUCUGAUGGUCGUCUUGACAUCAGGAGAAACUCUGAUGAUCGUCUUGGCACCGGAAGGAACUUGGAUGGUCGUCUUAUCACCAGAAGGAACAUUGAUGGUCGUCUUGACACAAGGAGGAACUCUGAUGGUCAUCUUGACACCAGAAGGAUCUCUGAUGGUCGUCUUGACACCAGAAGGAACUUUGAUGGUCGUCUUGACACCAGAAGGAAUUCUGAUGGUCGUCUUGACACAAGGAGGAACUCUGAUGGUCGUCUAGACACCAGAAGGAACUCUAAUGGUCGUCUUGACAAGAGGAGAAACACUGAUGGUCGUCUUGAUACGAGGAGGAACUCUGAUGGUCGUGCUGACCCCAUGAACAACUCUGAUGGUCGUCUUGACACAAGGAGGAAUUCUGAUGGUCGUCUAGAUACCAGGAGGAACUCUGAUAGUCGUCUUGACACAAGGAGGAAGUCUGAGGGUCGUCUUGACACCAGAAAGAAUUCUGAUGGUCGUCUUGACACCAGAAGGAAAUCUAAUGGUCGUCUUGACAAGAGGAGAAACACUGAUGGUCGUCUUGAUACGAGGAGGAACUCUGAUGGUCGUGUUGACUCCAUGAACAACUCUGAUGGUCGUCUUGACACCAGGAAAAACUCUGAUGGUCGUCUUGACACAAGGAGGAACUCUGAUGGUCGUGUUGACUCCAUGAGGAAUUCUGAUAGUCGUCUUGACACAAGGAGGAACUCUGAUGGUCGUGUUGACUCCAUGAGGAAUUCUGAUGGUCGUCUUGACACAAGGAGGAACUCUGAUGGUCGUGUAGAUACCAGGAAAAACUCUGAUGGUCGUCUUGACAACAGGAGGAACUCUGAUACUCGUCUUGACACAAGGAGGAACUCUGGUGGUCGUCUUGACACCAGGAAAAUCUCUGAUGGUCGUCUUGCCAACAGGAGAAACUCUGAUACUCGUCUUGACACAAGGAGGAAUUCUGAUGGUCGUCUUGACACCAGAAAAAACUUUGAUGGUCGUCUUGACAACAGGAGAAACUCUGAUACUCGUCUUGACACAAGGAGGAACUCUGGUGGUCGUCUUGACACAGAAAAUCUCUGAUGGUCGUCUUGACACCAUGAGGAACUCUGAUAGUCGUUUUGACACAAAGAGGAACUCUGAUGGCCCUCUUCACACCAGGAGGAACUCUGAUGGUCGUCUUGACACAGGAAGGAACUCCGAUGGUCGUCUUUACACCAGG